Molecule: messenger RNA, 1452 nt
Organism: Opisthorchis viverrini
Lineage: Eukaryota; Metazoa; Platyhelminthes; Trematoda; Opisthorchiida; Opisthorchiidae
Exons: 9
Coding region: 1-1452 (483 amino acids)
Biological process (GO): regulation of RNA splicing
Cellular component (GO): nucleoplasm; ribonucleoprotein complex
Molecular function (GO): RNA binding
Source: RefSeq, a predicted model, not a curated record
AUGGCUGUUGUCCGUAUCCGCGGUCUUCCGUACUCCGCUCGAGCUGAUGAUAUCAUAGACUUCUUUAAAGAUGUCAAAAUCAAAAAUGGAAAGCGUGGGAUCUUUUUCCCUCAGGGACCAAAUGGGCGUUCGAACGGCGAGGCGUUCAUCGAGCUGGAGACUAAGCAGGAGAUUGAGAAAGCUACCGCCCAUCACAACGAGCACAUGGGUCGGCGUUACAUUGAGGUUUUUCCGUCAACGGAACAGGAAAUGAACAACGCGAUGGGGAAGCACGAUCAGUACACACGUGAUCGCAAGGAGUAUGUUGUUCGCCUUCGGGGGCUGCCAUACGAUACAGAGAAGAAAGAGAUAUACGCAUUUUUCAACGGUCUGGAAAUAGCUCCGAACGGUAUCGGGCUACUGGUGGAUCACAUGGGCCGGUGCACUGGGGAGGCGUAUGUCCAAUUCACAUCAGCGGAGAUGCUAGCGCGUGCAAAGGAGAAGCAUAUGGAGAAGAUAGGGCACAGGUACAUCGAAAUAUUUGAAAGCAGUAUGUUGGAAGCAAAUUCGACCAUUCAGCGGCAAAUGGAAGCGAAUCAAGAACGCAGUGGUGGCAGUGGUGGUGGACCUAUCGUUGGCCGGGGUGGACGCGAUCAUUAUCCAGGUAGUGGUUAUUAUGGUGGACCUCGAGGACCUUAUGGCGGUCCGCCUGGUGGUGGACCGAACGGGCCCGGGUACGGAAGAGGACCUCCUCCUGGAGGACGCCCCGGACCAUACGAUCGUCCACAUCCUUCCGGCUAUUCCGGAUAUCAUUCUCCACCUAGGGGGUUUGGUGGACCCCCAAGUCACAUGGGACCUGGUUCAAAGAGCUAUGGACCAAUGAGCAAUCCUGAGCCGGAGGAUCCGCAAAGUGUGACAGGUCAUUCUGUCCGUCUACGGGGUUUGCCCUUCUCGGCUACGGCCGACGACAUCGAUCGCUUCUUGGCCCCGUUGCAGCCGGUGAAUGUCCGCAUUCGGAUGAAUUCUUCUGGGAGACCCACCGGUGAGGCUGUUGUGGAUUUCGCCAGUCACGACGAAGCAAAGGAGGCCAUGAAAAAGGAUAGGGAAAAGAUCGGAUCGCGGUACAUCGAACUGUUUCUUGCAUCGACUCCCAUGGGAAAUGCUCCCCGUACUGCUGGUCCCCCUUAUGCUUCUAGGCCGUAUGGACCUCCCAGUUCCCCACCUUACAGUGCAGGUGGUGGUCGGUCCGCCCAUGGAGGAUCACAUAUGGCAGAACCCCCUUAUGGAGGGUCUGGUGAUUACGGAACAGCUCCCGGUCAUCCUGACGAACUGGGUUACGGUCAGGAUUACGGGAGGAUGCGUCGCGACAACUAUUAUAGUGGCAGUAAUGGAUAUGGACCUAUGGGCCAAAGUGGCGAUGACUAUGGUGACUAUCGUUCGCCCUAUCGUCAAGCGAACUACUCGUGGUCGUAA